Molecule: messenger RNA, 959 nt
Organism: Chenopodium quinoa (quinoa)
Lineage: Eukaryota; Viridiplantae; Streptophyta; Magnoliopsida; Caryophyllales; Amaranthaceae
Product: biorientation of chromosomes in cell division protein 1-like 1
Exons: 10
Coding region: 150-959 (269 amino acids)
Source: RefSeq, a predicted model, not a curated record
UUAAACAAUCACAACAAAAAGAGUAAGUAAUUUCGUUAGUUUUGUUCAUUUUUUGAGAUUGUAGUGCAAUUUUAUGUGUGAAACCUUAAUUUUGUUCAUUUUGUUGCGAUUGUAGUGCGAUUUUGCAAAAAACCACUACAGAGAAGAACAUGCAAGAAGAAACUGCAAAAUCGGAGCAAAAUGUAUCUAAAGAUAUGAUUUUGGAGAAGAAUACUUCAGAGACGAGUAAUUUGUUGAAAAUUUCUGAAGAAAUAGACGAUGAUGAUGAUGUACCUCUUCAGUCAAGAGUAGACAAAUUGAAAAAAAACCGCCAAAAUGAUCCAAUUGUAGAUCCGGAACUUUUAAAAGAUAUUGACAAGUCAAUUGGUACGGAUUUAACAAUGUCUCCACUACCAAGUGAACAAAGUGAGAACAUUCCUGCUACUAAUGCAACAACUAAGAGUGUGUCUGCUACACAUAACACAACUGACAAAGAGAGUAGGGAUGAAAGCAAGCAAGAAGAAGUUCAACCAAAAGUGCAAAGCAAUCCAGUAAAGAAUAGUCUUGGCCAAAAAAAACCCAAAGAUGAUUCAAGAAUAACAACAUUAAAGGACAAGAUGCAAGAAAUACAUUUAGACAUAGAGAGAAACCCAAAGAAGUACAAAGAAUCGACAAUCAGAAUUAUGAGAAAUCUCAAAAGAAUGGAAAAGGCAAGCAAGGAAAUCAGGAAAGGUGAAGCAAAAAAGAAAGAAAAAGGGCCAAUAGAAGAGAAAACUGUGGAAAAAGAAGGACAAGAAGGAAAAAAAGGGACUGAAAAAGAGAAAAGCCCUAAAGACAAAACUGUGGAAGAUGUCUUUCCAAAGACAACAAAUGUAGAAGAAGGACAAGAGGGAAAAAAAGAGCCUGAAAAGGAGAAAAUCCCUAAAGAGAAAACAGUGGAAGAUGAGUCUACAAAGACAACGAAUCCGAAAGGUAAAUAG